GGGGUUUCAACGAGGUCACGGAAGCAUCGAAGCAGUGAAGCAUCACGGGAAAACACGUGUGGAGCUACGCGACAUCGCACGAAAAGCCAGAAAAGGUUAAUACUUUCACUCGGCUCCUCCAAAUAAUCACCAUGGCUUCCAAAAACACUGCGAGCGGCGACGACCGCUUCUCCAAGGUUAAGAAGGACCCUCGCUUCUGGGAGAUGCCCAACAGAGAGCGCAAGGUCAAGAUCGACGAGCGUUUCCAGUCCAUGUUCCACGACCAGCGCUUUAAGCUGAAGUACACAGUGGAUAAACGCGGACGACCCGUCAACCACACGACCACCGAGGACCUCAAGCGCUUCUACAAGCUCUCUGACUCCGAAGAGGAGGACGAGGAGACGGAAAACACAGAGAAAGCUGAUGACGAACCUCAGGUUGAGGAUGAAGAUGAGAGUGAUGAAUCUGAAGAGGAGGAAGAAGCCGAGAAGCUCCUGAAGACACAAAAGGCGAAGAAAACCAAAGAGCCGUUGAUAAAGGGAGUGAGAGUGUUUGAAGAAGAUGAAGAUGAAGAAGGUGGUUCUUCUGAAGGUGAAGAGGAUGAGGAUGAUGAGAGCGAGUCAGAUGAAGAUGACGAGGAAGGACCUGAUCUGGCCAGAGGGAAGGGUAACAUUGAGACCAGCUCUGAUGAAGAUGAUGAUGAGGAAGAUGAUUUGGCGGAAGAGGAGAUUGAGCAUGACUGGGGAGAGAUGUGUAAAGAUGCUCCACGUGGUGACAAUACUUCGAGGCGGUUGGCAGUUUGUAACAUUGACUGGGACAGACUGAAAGCUAAAGAUCUGCUGGCUCUCUUUAAUUCGUUUAAGCCCAAAGAAGGCGUAGUGCUGUCUGUAACGAUCUACCCGUCUGAGUUUGGGAAGGAGAGGAUGAGGGCAGAGCAGACCCAGGGUCCGCUGGAGCUCACCAGCCUCCCAGACGACCCCGACGCAGACACAGAGGAGCAAAGGAUCUGCCGGGAGAAAGUGCGUGACUAUCAGUUCAAGCGUCUGAGGUAUUACUACGCCGUGGUGGAGUGUGAGUCCGUGGAAACGGCGGUGAAGAUUUACGAGGAGUGUGACGGCCUCGAGUACGAGAGCAGCUGCUCCAUGAUCGACCUGCGGUUCAUCCCUGAUGACGAGACAUUUGACGAUGAGCCGAAGGACAGAGCGACCGAUGUGGAUUACGGUUCCUACAAGCCCAAGCUCUUCACGUCGGCGGCCACCACCACAGCCAAGGUCGAGCUGACGUGGGAUGAAACGGAUCACGACCGGGUCACUGCUCUCUGCCGGAAGUUCAACAAGGACGAGCUGUUGGACAUGGACUUUAAGGCUUACCUGGCCUCCUCCAGUGAGGAAGAGGAGGAGGAGGAGAAACAGACGGAAGCUGAGGAGCCGGCUCAGCCUCUUCCUGAGGAGAAGAAGGCCAGUAAGGGGAAGAAGAGCGCAGAGCAGAUCGCCAAAUACAGAGAUCUACUGAAGAGCAUUCAGGACAAAGAGAAGGGGAAUGAUGACGCCAUGGACAUGGAGAUCACAUGGGUACCAGGACUGAAAGAAACAACCGAGAAGCUUGUGAAGAAGAAAAUGUUGGGCAAAGAUGUGCUUUCUCCGUGGGAGGAAUACCUGCAGAAGAAAAAGGAGAAAAAGAAAGAGAAGAGGAAAGGAAAGAAGGACGCGCUGGAGGCGGAGCCUGGGAUCAGUGAUGAUGAACUUCCUGCUGAUGUUGACCUCAACGACCCCUUCUUCAGAGAGGAGCUCGGCGCGACAGUGUCCCUGGAAAACAAAAAGAACAAGAAGAGCAGGAAGAAGGAUGAGGAAAGGACGCCCGAAGAACGGGAAGAGCUGGAGAGACGGAGGGCUGAGAUGGAGCUGCUGAUGGCUGACGACGAAGAUGACAAGCACAAACAUUUCAACUACGACAAGAUCGUAGAGCACCAGAACCUGAGCAAGAAGAAGAGGAAGAAGCUCCUGAAGAGCGACACGCCACUGGAGGACGACGACUUCAAGGUGGACGUUCACGACCCGCGCUUCCAGUCUAUGUUCACGUCCCAUCUUUACAACCUGGACCCGUCCGACCCGGCCUACAAGAAGACCAAAGCAACGCAGAGCAUCUUAGAGGAGAAACUGCGGCGCAGAGAGGAGGAGCUCCAGAGUCAGGAGGAGACGUUGAAGAGCAGAGCCACACGGGAGAAGACCACAGCAGAGACUUCGUCCUCCUCUAAAGUCAUGGACCCCAGUUUAUCACUGCUCGUCAAAUCCAUCAAGAGCAAAACUCAACAGUUUCAAGAGCGUAAGAGACAAAAGACAAAGUAGACUGAGAACCAGAGUGAUGUAAAGCUGUUUGAUAAUAAACUUCAUAUUUGGUUUGCAAUAUGAUUAGUGCUGCUAUAAAAUCAUCUCCUAGUUCAAAAUCAUUAAAACAUCAUAUAGUUUACUCGUCUCUUACCCCCUAAAAAGUAACUAAUUGAGUUACUUAGUUACUUUUUAUUAAUGUUUUUUGCUGCCUGUUUGAACAAAGGCAAAAAAUACGUCAGAGUGACACUUUUACUGAAAGACGAGACAGUUAAAACUGGAGUUAAAGUUAGCUUUAUUCGUUAUGACACAAAACGCUUCCCACACAUUCAAAUAAGUCUGUUGGCACUUUCACAGGCACCUUAUUUUCAAUAUAACAGAAGUAACAGGCUUGUCUCGUGUGCAGUAUAAAGUCUAAGCUGUGAGUGAAUGAAUGAAUGAAUGAAAACCUCUUAUCACACUUAUAUUUCCAGGGAACGUGACCAGUGUUCAGAGCAUGUAAAAACAUCUGAAUACAUGGUCCAGGAAUAUAAAGUGUACACGUAAGAACGGCUUGGGACCAUUAAACCCAAUCCAGAAAAGGCACAAAUUGCAGAUUUUAAGUUUGAUUUGACCAAAUAAUGUGAAACUCCAGUCUGGAUCACAUUGGAGCAUUUCAAGAGAGAAACCAGACAGAAUGAAAUGAUUAUAGAUUGUGCCCGUGUUAAACAAUAACUACUUGAUGAGAUAUAGUGCAAUUAAAGUUUGACAUCUACAUGUACGUCAUCUGAAAGAGCUUGAGGGGAGUUUAGUGUUUCAGGUUGGGUUUUUGUUUCUUCCCAUUUUAUGGCAAAAAUUGUUCGGAAAAGUGUCAAAACACCUCGAGUUGUGCACUAAAGUUUAAUACUUUAAUAAAAUCAGUUGUCUUAACCGGC
Molecule: messenger RNA, 3217 nt
Organism: Pimephales promelas (fathead minnow)
Lineage: Eukaryota; Metazoa; Chordata; Actinopteri; Cypriniformes; Leuciscidae
Gene: esf1
Product: ESF1 nucleolar pre-rRNA processing protein
Biological process (GO): rRNA processing
Cellular component (GO): nucleus
Molecular function (GO): RNA binding
Source: RefSeq, a predicted model, not a curated record